This is a messenger RNA of Cynoglossus semilaevis (tongue sole), 425 nucleotides long. RefSeq names its product inositol monophosphatase 1-like. Bases 27 to 275 code for a protein of 82 amino acids. The transcript is spliced from 2 exons. Gene Ontology annotation, biological process: phosphatidylinositol phosphate biosynthetic process; inositol metabolic process; signal transduction. NCBI's taxonomy places the organism in Eukaryota, Metazoa, Chordata, Actinopteri, Pleuronectiformes, Cynoglossidae. Gene Ontology annotation, molecular function: inositol monophosphate 1-phosphatase activity. The record is from RefSeq and is a predicted model, not a curated record.
GUGGAUCAGGAACUGCAGCCACCAACAUGUGUCUGGUGGCCUCAGGAGCAGUGGAGGCCUUUUUUGAGAUCGGCAUCCAUUGCUGGGACAUCGCUGCCGGAGCGGUCAUCGUGCAAGAGGCCGGCGGAUUGUUGUUGGAUGUGGACGGAGGACCGUUUGAUUUAAUGUCUCGAAGGAUGCUUUCAGCGAACAACGACGUCAUCGCUCACAGGAUCAUCAAAGAAAUUGAAGUUUUCCCAGUGGAGAGAGACGACGCUCCAGUGCAGAAAAAAUGAGAACAUUCACAAAAUUACAUUAACGCUGAUUGUACAGUGUACUUCCUGUUGGUCUCUGUCUCUGUCCAUGUUUAUGUACUGUAUCUGUCGUAUCUGCCCAACUACUAUUGAAAAAAAAUCUAAUAUGUUUUACAUAACAGUGAGGAAUCA